AUGAUUCAGUUCUCCGAAGAGACCAAGGAGCGCAUUGGGAAGAUCCUCGACAUCACCCGCGAAGUUGUGCAUUAUGGAUAUCUCCCUCUCAUAUUGUAUCUGGGUAAUGAGACAUCGAAUGCUUUGAACUUGAGCGAGGUCUAA
Messenger RNA from Fonsecaea erecta, 144 nucleotides. RefSeq lists its product as hypothetical. The record is from RefSeq and is a predicted model, not a curated record. Bases 1 to 144 code for a protein of 47 amino acids. The transcript has 2 exons. Gene Ontology annotation, cellular component: mitochondrial outer membrane translocase complex. Gene Ontology annotation, biological process: protein import into mitochondrial matrix. NCBI's taxonomy places the organism in Eukaryota, Fungi, Ascomycota, Eurotiomycetes, Chaetothyriales, Herpotrichiellaceae.